UCACCAGCUACUUCCAAAGACACGCCGAGGUUCUAACAGAGCUGGAGAGGGCUACGAAGCACUGUAAGAAGUUGGAGGCGGUCUACAAGGAGUUCGAGCGGCAGAAGGUGUGCUAUCUGCCUCUCAACGCGUUCCUGCUGAAGCCCACCCAGCGGCUGCUGCACUACCGCCUGCUGCUGCGCCGCCUGUGCCGACACUACAGCCCCGGGCACCACGACUACGCCGACUGCCACGACGCCCUGAAGGCCAUCACAGAGGUGACCACCACACUGCAGCAGAUUCUCAUGCGGCUGGAGAACCUGCAGAAGCUGACGGAGCUGCAGCGGGACCUGGUGGGCGUGGAGAACCUCAUUGUUCCUGGCAGGGAGUUCAUCCGUGAGGGCUGCCUUCACAAGCUCACCAAGAAGGGCCUGCAGCAGAGGAUGUUCUUUCUGUUCUCAGACAUGUUGCUGUAUACAAGCAAAGGACUCGCAGGGACCAGCCACUUCCGGAUCCGGGGCCUCCUCCCGCUCCGAGGCAUGCUGCUAAUAGUACUGGACCCCCCGGUGGAAGAAACUGAGAAUGAGUGGUCCGUUCCACACUGUUUCACCAUCUAUGCAGCUCAGAAGACAAUCGUGGUGGCAGCCAGCACUCGGCUGGAGAAGGAGAAGUGGAUGCUGGACCUGAACGCCGCGAUCCAAGCAGCCAAGAGUGGUGGUGACACAGCCCCUGCCCUGCCCGGCAGCGCCGUGUACACUCGUCCCCCCAGAUCCCCAAACGAGGUACCUCUGGAGCAGGAGUCAGAAGAGGACGCUCGGGGCGCCCGCAGCUCCCUGGAAGGGCCAGGCCAGCACCGGGCCAACACCACAGUGCACGUGUGCUGGUACCGGAACACCAGCGUGUCCAGGGCGGACCACAGUGCAGCGGUCGAGAACCAGCUCUCAGGAUAUCUGCUAAGAAAGUUCAAAAACAGCCAUGGCUGGCAGAAGCUCUGGGUCGUCUUCACCAACUUCUGUUUGUUCUUCUACAAAACUCAUCAGGACGACUACCCACUGGCCAGCCUCCCGCUGCUGGGCUACAGCGUUAGUGUCCCCAGGGAGGCCGAUGGCAUACACAAAGACUAUGUUUUCAAGCUCCAGUUCAAAUCCCACGUCUACUUCUUCCGGGCUGAGAGCAAGUACACAUUUGAAAGGUGGAUGGAGGUGAUCGAGGGGGCCAGCAGCUCGACCGGGAGCAUCGUGCAGGGCAGCCCCCAAACCUCCUCAGGGAUGGAGGGGACGGUCGGGGAGAAGGAAUGACAACCUGCCCGGGUUUGCACACAACUACCAAGAACGGAAGGACACAGAGGCGGCCACUGUCCCGAGGCUUCUCGACAGAUGGGAAGGGGCUAUGGCCGCUGGCAUUGGAUCCCCACUGGCAUCACAGUGUGGGUGGGCCUCGUGUGGCAUCUUGGAGGGGCUUCACCUCUCCUCAAGCCCUAGUGCAUGCCAGCAGCCAUCUGGGGCCCUGGGAAAAAUGUGCAGGUCUCGAGCUCAGCCGCUCAAGCCGCAGGCCCCUGGCUCAAAGACACAGACAGGGUGUGAGCACUGCUCUGGGCAUCAGACCAAAGCCUGGGCACACCCUGCCCUCUCCCCCCCCGAGCAGGGUGCCUGCUGAGGACGGGCCUAGAGCAAGCGCUGGAAAGCAGGCCCUGCCAUGCGCCCGCACACCCACUGCCAGGACCCUCUCAGACAAGUGUGGCACAGCUGUGCCAACCUUCCCUCUGGUGAACCAAAUGGCAGCCCCAGGGGCCUGGCCCGCAGGUCACAGCUACACAAGAGUCUGGCAGAAGCCACGCCUGUUCGCCAUGUACCUCUGGAGAAGCAGAAACCAAAGUCCCCCCGUGCCCCGGGAGGGUGGGGUCCUCUAAUUAAUUAGUGCCCAACAUUCCUUCUCACGGGAAGUAGAUGGGCGACUGCUUUGUUCACACACGUUUGAUUAAAAACAUCUGCCCAGCCA
Molecule: messenger RNA, 1977 nt
Organism: Saimiri boliviensis boliviensis (Bolivian squirrel monkey)
Lineage: Eukaryota; Metazoa; Chordata; Mammalia; Primates; Cebidae
Source: RefSeq, a predicted model, not a curated record